Molecule: messenger RNA, 2665 nt
Organism: Mycena citricolor
Lineage: Eukaryota; Fungi; Basidiomycota; Agaricomycetes; Agaricales; Mycenaceae
Source: the annotation of a GenBank genome assembly
GCUCUGCUUGCAACAGAAGGACGCGAUGACCUUGCCGCUGCACUACUGGCUUGUGUCGUCGGGGGUCCCCUUUUUUUGCAUGCUCCGGUGGGCUAACCCUAACCCCAGUAUAACCCAAUAUAAUUGCAACGUCUCCAGUUGUUUCACUGCCAAUGGUCUACAUGCGGGGUCCUGCUACGCAAGGCACUACGCAAUGUCAACCUUUUUCCAGUACGAAUGCUAGAGGUGCUUAUGCUUCAUGUUGACUAACUCUAUGAAGUGAUGUACAGUGCGUCUCACAGCCACUAUCAUUUCCCCGCCAUCCCGCGACUUUGCUUCGCUCAUGACCAUCGUAGACCUGCCUGAAGAUGUUUGGCAGAUCGUGGCCCUCUUCUUUCCACAACGAGAGCUUUCGCCCCUCAUAUCAGUUAACAAGGCGCUGUACAACAUCGUGUUAAAUGCCAAAUACCGAGAAAUCCAUUGGGACAAGGUGGAUAAGGAUUUGGCGCGCACGCUGGUGCGUCUACGAACACCCUGUAUUGCUCAACGCGUUCGCCGACUACAUGUUCGAGCUUGGUUCAUCGAGUAUCUCAACCGGAAGGAGGCCCAGUCCCGUCCUUCGGCGAUGGCCACUUCUAAACGCUGGCUAAACCGCCACUUGCGACUGCCGUCUCGUUUGAGCCACGGUGCGAAGGGGAACACGACAUACGCCGAGGAUAUCAUGGAGGCAAUGACGGAAGCUCUAUCUCUGAUGAGCCAGGUCACGGAGUACACUUUCGAAUGGCGUGACCUUUCCCCCAAUCAACGAACGUUACGCUUGCUCUCGACUGCUCGGAGCGCGUUCGGAAUAAGUCUACGCAAACUCACUCUGAACGCACAACUUGAGAACUUCAGGGCGCUGGUAUCAACGGUCGAAUUCGAAAACCUCGAGGAUCUGGAGCUCUAUUUUGACCACGACAACAUCGACUUGGAUGUAGAAGAGACGCUUCAAAUUCUGCAAAAUACCAUUGCCCCGUUCAUGAACCACUUUCGACGUACGAUUAGCAGCCUCUUCAUCUUCUCUGCUUCCAAGGCUGACCUGUCGUCUCUGUUUCCUGCCUUGGACAAGUUCCCUCGUCUCUACAACCUGAUAUUUCACUUGCCCUGGGACUCUGCACAUCUUUCCGAGCCAGAUGCGCUCAUUGGGUUCUUGCGUCGAAACACGGAGAUGUUACGGAGCAUAGAGCUCGGGAAAUCAUAUGCGGCCGUCUCCGAACUGGCCGAUGCACCAACCUGCAUUUGGUCUCAGUUCUCCCGGGCACUGCUCUCGGACCCUCGAGUGCUAACAGAUCUCACGAUUCUCAAAAUACCCGCCUUCGAGUCCUUCGAAGAGACACUCGCAUGUAUCAAUUAUUCGGCGCAUACCCUGAGAACCUUACAUCUGGUUGACUAUUUCUUCGGCGAAGACGAGCUACUUGCUUUCGUGCAACUUUUCGCUCGCCGCAACCUAGACUCCGGUCUACGAACAUUGUAUAUCGGCCUGUCUACGCUGACUGUUUCGACAAUAGAUCUUCUGGCCCGGCGAUUACCGGCCUUGGAUAGUUUGGGCCUUGUGCUGGCUGAAUAUGUCGCGUCGGAAAUUAUGAUUAUGCAACACAACGUACUAGUCCUGCAGGCAUCUCCUUUCUGCAUGUCUCUCGCGGCACAUUCUUUUCCCGAAUGGGGACUGGCCAACAUCGGAAUCUGGUCAAAGCGGUUCAUCGAAACACCCUAUUCGACCCCGGAAGAAACAGCAAUCAUGCUGCACAUCGCUCGCUGCUUCCCGAGCAUCCGCAGUUUCAAAGCCCUACCUCGAUCUACAUCUGCAUUCAUCUGUCCAGCAUUUCCGUAACCAUUGGGAAGAUCUUCAAUCAUCUUCGAAUGUCGUAUGCUAGUUUCUAUGGUUGUGUCGAUACUUGCUCGGUUUUUGGUGACAAAUGGUCCAUCAUCCUGUUAUUCUUCCACUCAUUGGGAGCUUACGAUCACAAGUUUCUGUCUCGUUGAUUGUAAAACUGGGAAAUAGUCUAGAAUUACGCUCCGGAUCAGGGAACUAAUGUACUUUUAGCACCAUUCACGGAGGUCAUUCUGGCACGGCCAUACGUGGAUCGAGCUCUCUUUUCGAUCGCCAGAUGAAACAUGGACUCGAGUCGUGAUGUAUCCCGGAAUAAGGAAAAUGAAACAUCUGUAAAGGAACUUUAUGUGCCUAGCGUCCAGAGCUGUCUCGGGCAGAGACGCUGUCGAUAUAGAAAUCUGGGGUUAGGGUUAGCCCACCGGAGCAUGCAAAAAAAGGGGACCCCCGACGACACAAGCCAGUAGUGCAGCGGCAAGGUCAUCGCGUCCUUCUGUUGCAAGCAGAGCAGAAAGACAAGGGCGGCAAAAAUUAGAUAACCAAAUAGAAGGGACUGUGUCCCUCUAAUAGUGGUUAAACUAUUAAGAACAGAUACUACACUUGAUCUAAGCCAAAAGGCCAGAGUGGUGAAGAUUCAUAUGUUCAGCGUUGGCCUUUAUACGAAGCCAAUGGUGGUCCGUGCGCGAGCGUUGCCGAGAGUUCCACGUGCCAGAUCGCUGGAUCCGAAUGUAUACAUGUGCAUCCCUACAUCUUCCUCAACGCAGUUUCGGUCCCUGCUUCUUCUUAUUCUUCUUGUGGGUCACAGACGUUCCUCCGCGU